Fonsecaea erecta is the source of this 1338-nucleotide messenger RNA. RefSeq lists its product as hypothetical. The transcript has 2 exons. Bases 1 to 1338 code for a protein of 445 amino acids. Lineage: Eukaryota; Fungi; Ascomycota; Eurotiomycetes; Chaetothyriales; Herpotrichiellaceae. The record is from RefSeq and is a predicted model, not a curated record. Gene Ontology annotation, molecular function: L-rhamnonate dehydratase activity; magnesium ion binding. Gene Ontology annotation, biological process: carbohydrate catabolic process.
AUGUCUGGGAUCAAGGCCUUUCCUACCAUCAAAGCCAUCCGAACUUUCGUCGUCGACGGAGUGGGCUCUGGCGGCGACUAUCACAAUGUCGAAGGGGGACACUGGCUGAUUGACAACAAAAUCGCAACCCCCAUGUCCAAAUGGGAGCGGUAUCGAACCUCCAGGACCUCCUUUGGUAUCAAUGUCCUUGGCUCCUUCUGCGUCGAGAUCACAGCCACCGAUGGUACCAAGGGUUUUGCCACAGGAUUUGGUGGGCCGCCUGGAUGUUGGCUCGUUCAGCAGCACUUUGAACGAUUUCUUCUGGGACGGGAUCCGAGAGACGUGAACGAUCUGUACGAGCUCAUGUACAAGGGUUCCCUGUUCUACGGUCGAAAAGGGUUGCCAGUGGCCGUCAUAUCUGUCAUCGACCUGGCUCUGUGGGAUCUCCUGGGCAAGAUCAGGAACGAGCCAGUCUACAAAAUGAUCGGUGGUGCCACGAGAGACAGGCUGCACUUUUAUUGCACCGGUCCCGAACCCGCGGCGGCACAGAAAAUGGGCUUCAUUGCAGGGAAGGUGCCCCUGCCUUACAGCGCGGACGAACCCGAUAGCAUCAAAAAGAACAUUGCAUUUCUGAAGAAGCAUAGGGAAGCCGUCGGCCCCGAUUUCCCUUUGCGGGUCGACUGCUGGAUGUCGUUGAACGUCCCCUACACCAUCGAGCUUGUGUCGGAGGCCAAGAGACAGGAUAUCAGAAUAGAUUGGUGGGAGGAAGUCCUGUCGCCGGACGACGUUGAUGGUUUCCAACUGUUGAAGAGGGCACACCCAGACACCAAGUUCACCACGGGGGAACAUGAAUACUCUCGCUACGGAUUUCGCAAACUCAUCGAAGGGCGCAAUGUCGACAUCAUCCAGCCGGACGUGAUGUGGCUCGGUGGCCUGACGGAACUUCUCAAAGUCUCUUCAAUGGCCGCAGCCUACGACAUUCCGGUCAUCCCCCAUGCUUCGGGUCCUUAUUCCUACCAUUUUGUCGUCAGCCAGCACAACUCUCCCUUCCAAGAGUAUCUAGCGAACAGCCCGGAUGGAAAGAGCGUUUUGCCUGUCUUUGGCGACCUGUUCCUGAACGAGCCAAUUCCCACCAAGGGGUAUCUGGAUGUCGGCACAUUGGACAAGCCUGGAUUCGGGCUGGAAUUGAAUCCCAAUGCGCGCUUGAUCGAUGCCACAAAUCUGCUGGGCAUGAGGCCGCAAAAGUCGCUGACAGUGCCAGUCGCCACGGGACAGACCGCGGUCAAUGGAUCUCAUGCUAAUGGCGGCCAUCUUCCCACAGAGGACAACGGAUCAAUGGUGGGGGACCAUGUUGCGUGA